Phytophthora infestans T30-4 is the source of this 2006-nucleotide messenger RNA. RefSeq names its product phosphatidylinositol-4-phosphate-5-kinase (PIPK-C). Lineage: Eukaryota; Oomycota; Peronosporomycetes; Peronosporales; Peronosporaceae. The transcript has a single exon. Bases 1 to 1956 code for a protein of 651 amino acids. Gene Ontology annotation, biological process: phosphatidylinositol metabolic process. The record is from RefSeq and is a predicted model, not a curated record. Gene Ontology annotation, molecular function: phosphatidylinositol kinase activity.
AUGUCUCUGGAGGUUGCCAUCCCGGCCGGAUGCGAGCUGGUCAAAGACCCCGCGCCAGAGCUUCUAGACAGUCGACGAUCCCGAUCUCCGUCGUCCCAAGACAGUCGUCCAGCCUCUCCGACUUUCAUUGAGCGCGAGGGAAUGGGCACCAGCAGCUCUAUGAUCACAGCAAGCAUCACGUCCGUGUCCACCACAUCAACAGCGCUCGAUAUGACCACAAACACGGAGGAAUCCGACACGCCAGAGGCCUCUCCGCCGUCCAAAACCUUCGACAAGGCAACGAAUUUGGCCAUUCUAGAGAAACGGAUGCGUAUCGGCAAAACGCGGACGAAAAGCCUCUCCAAGUACAAGAACGUCGAGCGCAGCUUUCGAGCCCCCGAGGGCAACGUAAUCAACCUCCAGCACGAGCAGUACGCGCUCACGUACGGCAUGAUGUGCGGCAUCCGUGACUCUGCAGGCCUCCAGAAACCGUUCAAGCAGCGCCUGACCAUGGACGACUUUAUGCUGGUGGACAACAAGAUCUUUCCGGCCAACUCGCAGCUCCAGCACCCCUUCAAGUUCAAAGAUUACUCGCCGGACGUGUUCCGCCAAGUGCGUCGUCGCUUCGGCAUCGACCUGGCCGACUACAUGUUGACGCUAAGUGGGGACUUUAACUUCAUCGAGUUCAUGUCCAACUCCAAGUCGGGCCAAUUCUUUUUCUACUCGCACGACGGGCGGUUCAUGAUCAAGACGCAGACCAAAGACGAGUCCAAAUUCCUGCGUCGAAUCCUGCCGCACUACUACAAGUUCGUCAUGGAGAACCCCAACACGUUGAUCACGCGCUUCUACGGGAUGCACCGUGUCAAGAUGCACCACUUGAGGCGGAAGAUGCACUUUGUCAUCAUGGCCAGUGUCUUUGAUACGCCAUUAGACAUCCACGCUCGGUUCGACUUGAAAGGCUCGCGCGUGGGACGCCAUGCGUCUCCGAAAGAGCACGAGCGAGGCAGCGCAGGCGUGUUAAAGGACAAUGACCUGUUGGAGAAAGGGUUCCACUUGCAGAUGGGGAUGGCUCGACGCGCGAUUUUCCUGGUUCAACUGCGAAAAGAUGUCGAGUUCUUGAAGCAAAUGAAGAUCAUGGACUACAGUCUUCUCAUCGGCGUGCACGACUCUGGCUGUGAGCUACAGAACGACCUGUACACAGGCACACCCACCAGUGAUAGCUCGGAGAGCGUCACGUCGGACCAAGGAGGCAGCUCCAGGUCGUUGCCGGCGUCACCUGUACGCUCAGACCCCGAACUGACUGCAGUUGCUCCGUCGCGACCAUAUCGCUCGUCGUCGAUGCCCGAGAACGACAUUGAGCUGCAGCCUUCUCCGGUUCUCAGCGCUAUUUCGUCCAUUCAGACGCGACUCGCUCUGUCUCCCCCGAACACGCCGACAGGGAGUGAAGGUCGCACGAGUCUCGAUCUGGACUCGGACAACGACUCGGAGACGAGUAGCGACGGAGGGUUUAGCUUUGGGAGCGCCUUCGGAGACUUCUCGCCAGCCAAUCGAGGGUCGUUUGGAUCGUUGCCAUCGACUCCCCGAGGCUCCGGGUCGACCAUGGCGCCUCUGUCUCCUCGUCUACUGGAUACUGCGGCCUACGAGUACUCAGAGUCGGUCUUCUGCAAGGACGAAGGAGGCAUCUACGGACGGGACCGUCACGGUCGUAAGAACGGAUUCGUGUAUUUCCUGGGUAUUAUCGACAUCCUACAGCAGUACAACACGCGAAAGAUCGCAGAGACGUUCAUCAAGGGUCUGCGUCACAACCGCAAGCAGAUCUCGUCCGUGAAUCCAGAUUUCUACGGUGACCGGUUCAUCGAGUUCAUGGAGAAACACGUGGUGCAGGACGACACUCUCAUCUCGCCUCGUCCAAUGCCUUGUCCGUCUCCUACCGCCAGUUUAGACUCGUUACCGCGCAUGGAGGAUGACGCCUGCUAGAUCAGUAUUAGUACCUACCUACAGCGUAGAGAGGAGGGAAUAUUUACACC